AUGGCGUCUAUUAAUUUGAUCAAGUCUUUGAAACUUUACAAGGAUAAGAUAUGGUCUUUUGACUUUUCUCAAGGUAUAUUAGCAACAGGUUCAACUGAUCGAAAAAUUAAGCUAAUAAAUGUGAAAGAUGAUGAUUUUACGUUGAUUGAUGUGCUGGAUGAGACUGCUCAUAAAAAGGCAAUCCGUUCUGUGGCGUGGAGACCUCACACUUCGCUGUUAGCAGCGGGCUCCUUUGAUUCUACUGUGUCCAUCUGGGCUAGGGAAGAAUCUGCUGACAGAACUUUCGAGAUGGACCUGCUAGCUAUCAUUGAAGGUCACGAAAAUGAAGUAAAAGGUGUGGCGUGGUCGAACGAUGGAUAUUACCUAGCAACUUGUUCCAGAGAUAAAAGUGUGUGGAUAUGGGAAACUGAUGAGAGCGGUGAGGAGUACGAGUGUAUUAGUGUUUUGCAAGAACAUUCUCAAGACGUUAAACAUGUUAUAUGGCAUCCAUCUGAAGCGCUACUAGCUUCAAGUUCUUAUGACGACACUGUUAGGAUAUGGAAAGAUUACGACGAUGACUGGGAAUGUGUUGCUGUCUUGAAUGGCCACGAAGGUACCGUUUGGUCAUCUGAUUUUGACAAGACUGAGGGCGUGUUUAGACUAUGCAGUGGAAGUGACGAUUCCACUGUCCGGGUAUGGAAAUACAUGGGUGACGAUGAGGAUGAUCAACAAGAAUGGGUUUGUGAGGCUAUUCUCCCGGAUGUGCACAAGAGACAGGUAUACAAUGUUGCAUGGGGCUUUAAUGGCCUAAUUGCUAGUGUAGGUGCAGAUGGAAUACUAGCAGUGUAUGAAGAAGUGGACGGAGAAUGGAAAGUUUUUGCUAAACGUGCAUUAUGUCAUGGAGUUUUUGAAAUCAACGUUGUGAAAUGGUUGGAUUUGAAUGGUAAGACCAUACUGGCAACAGGUGGUGACGACGGGAUCGUGAAUUUCUGGUCUUUGGAAAAGUUAGCGUAA
This is a messenger RNA of Saccharomyces paradoxus, 993 nucleotides long. It is a transcript of the gene CIA1, whose product is annotated as iron-sulfur cluster assembly protein CIA1. The record is from RefSeq and is a predicted model, not a curated record. Gene Ontology annotation, molecular function: protein binding. The transcript has a single exon. Gene Ontology annotation, biological process: iron-sulfur cluster assembly. NCBI's taxonomy places the organism in Eukaryota, Fungi, Ascomycota, Saccharomycetes, Saccharomycetales, Saccharomycetaceae. Bases 1 to 993 code for a protein of 330 amino acids. Gene Ontology annotation, cellular component: cytosolic [4Fe-4S] assembly targeting complex.